Pistacia vera is the source of this 901-nucleotide messenger RNA. Its product is annotated as zinc finger CCCH domain-containing protein 3. The coding region runs from base 82 to 540 and encodes 152 amino acids. Gene Ontology annotation, cellular component: U12-type spliceosomal complex. Lineage: Eukaryota; Viridiplantae; Streptophyta; Magnoliopsida; Sapindales; Anacardiaceae. The record is from RefSeq and is a predicted model, not a curated record. The transcript is spliced from 5 exons. Gene Ontology annotation, molecular function: zinc ion binding; nucleic acid binding.
AAUUUUAACUCAGUACCUAACAUAACUGAAAAGAAAGCGAGAGAUAGAGCUCUCAAAGAAGAAGAAGAAUUAAAGAGAGAAAUGGUAGUGGGAAAGUACCACUGCGACUACUGCGACAAGCAAUUCCAAGACACCCCUUUCGCUAGGAAACGCCAUCUUCAAGGCGUUCAACACCUCCGUGCCAAAUCUCUUUGGUACGAUUCCCUCUCUGCCCAAGUCAGCCAGCAGUCUUUCCCUGAAGGGAAGAAGGGUCUCUGCCAUCAGUUCAUCAAAACGUAUUCUUGCCCAUAUGGUGAUUCUUGUAAAUACCUUCAUUUCAAGGUCAGCAAUCCACAAAAAGCAGAGACUCAAGCUACUGGCUUUAUAGAUAAUGCUCAGUCAUCAUCAGUUGAUCCAAGAAUUCAAUUAGUUGGUGGAAGCUCUUUGCCUGGUGAUGUGGUGAGAGAUAGUAUGGGAAUGUCAUGGGGCAAUCUACCUCCAUCGCUAAAGCCUCCUCCAGAGGGGGGAUAUCCACCUCCUCCCUUUGUGGAUUGGGGAUAGCGCUGCUGUUUCAUUUAGUCAUACCUUUUUUCAAACUCGUAAUAUGAAAGCUGAGAUAUAGUUUCUUGUCAUGUCAGUUAGAUUAAGCGUAUUCUUCUGUAUCUACUACUUCAAUUCUGCAAUGUGGUUCCUGUAGUUACAUACCCUCCUCAGCUAUGGAUUGUUAUGGACAGAUUUUGCUUGCUUAUAUUUUACUCUCACGGUGUGGGGCAUUGGAAAAUUCAGUAUCUAUGUUGUAUGCUUGUCUUAUUAAUAGAGACCUUUAAAUCCAACGGUUGAAUCCUAGUUUGCUUGUGCUAGAUUAUACUCUAUUGCUAGUUUUAUUAGAAUAGCUGUAUUGUGUUCUUUACCCUUGUGCUGU